UAGAUGCGUUUCCGGUUUGCUGUAAUAUCACAAGGACACAAGGGGAGAGUCACGUGAUUUGUUCGAGGUGUCGUCUGCUUGUUGUACCCAAGGAUUUACCGACAAACAUAACUGUGCUGAAUCUAGGUGACAACAAUCUGAACAUUCUACAGCGAGACUCGUUUCCAAAGCUACCGCUAUUAAAGAGCUUGUAUCUUCACAGGAACCGACUAGUUAGUAUCUUGUCCGGAACAUUCGACAACCUUCGGAAUAUUGAGAAUCUUGAUCUCUCAGACAAUGCACUUGAUCAUUUGUCGUUGGAUUCCACCAUAUUUGAAAGUCUUAAAAACCUUAAACAUUAAAAAUACACAGAAACAACUUUUAUUUGAACAAAGUGUACCCCGUGGCUAUUUCGACAAUAUCUCACCUUGAAAUUCUAUACCUAGAUAUUUUCGCAGGCUUUUCAUUUGAUGAUGAGUUUUUAAACCUGACUCGGCUUCAAAAGAUAUAUCUUUCUGCUACAGGGCCGGGGUUCGUGUCUUUAUUUAAUGCUUCAUUCCAAGGACUAAAGCAGUCAAAUAUAACAGAACUAAGUAUCACUGCAUUUAUCAAGAAUAUCGAAAAAAGUUUUCUAUCUCCAUUUCCCGAACUUACGGCAUUAAAAUUAGAAACCACAUAUCAUCCAAUGACUAUCCAUGAUGCUCUUCAGGGACUGUAUGGGGUUAAAGGAAGAAAAAUGGAUUCAUUGUUACUUAAAGGAUUCCGAGAACGAUUUCCUAAAGGUUCGACUCUGUUGGAAGCGGAUAUGGUUUACCUGGGAUCUAUAUGUGUCAAGAAUCUCUUCUUGGUAGAUGAUGGUAUUGCAGCCAUAGGGACUGAAUGUAUGACAGCCUGGACAACCAAAACAUGUAUUGAGGUAUUAGAUGUUUCGUGGAAUAUGUUCCACAUGCCAAACACGCUUCCUCUGUUGGUACUUUUUUCGUCGCUUACUCAUCUUUACGCUACACACUCUGAUGACAUUUCUGCCGGGAAGAGAAGCAUUUUGGCAUCGAGUGAACCGAUCUUUUUCCUCCCAAGGAAUCUUCUUUAUAUAAACAUGGCUCACAAUAAAAUGUCCGGACCGUUUAUCAAUAUGACCAUAGGAGGACAUAACAGCCUAAAGGUGUUGAAUAUAAGCAAUUCAAACCGGCAUCUACAUUGUUCUUAUGCAAUUAUCAAAAGUCUUGCCCAUUUGAAGGAACUCGACAUGUCCGGUGUCGACUGUUCAUUAAUAAGUCAUAAUAUGUUCUCGGAGCUUCCUAAUAUAUCGCGACUCACUGCAAGACAAUGUGAUCUAAAAAAAGUCAUCGCUUUUAACACCCCCUCAAUAUUCAAAGGGCUUCACAAUCUUUCUUCCGUCGAUAUAUCCUCAAAUGAUCUUGAUAGUCUAAACAUAAGCUUAUUUGCAGAUCAGAAAGAAUCUCUCAACUCUUUAACUCUUUCUAGAAAUUAUUUUGAUCGAAUUCCUACGCAGUUGCUUACGAAGUUAACAGUUCUGGAAAAACUUGAUAUGAGUAAUAACCUCAUAUCGACUUUGAAGGAACCCGAAUAUACUUUAUUGGAAGAAUUGAACACCAAAUCAGGAAAAAUGCAAAUUGCUCUAUUUGGGAAUCCAUUAGUAUGUAGCUGUGAUAAUUUGGACUUUCUUUCGUGGCUAGAAACAACACAGGCUGUAUACAAAAAGCUCGAUCUGAUGUGUUCAACUCCAGAGGGCAACCAAAUGAAGAUCGGAGAAUUCCUUGAUUCGUUUGAUCAGUUCAAGGAAGAUUGUGUUUCUCAAACAUGGCUUAUAAUUUCUAUUACUCUGACCGUGCUUUUCUUUGUGUUGGGUUUACUUUCUCGAGCGGCUUGGCGACGCAGUGUGUGGUUACGAGUGAUGUGUCGUCAACCGGUAAAACAUACAUCAUAUACAAGUGACAUAUAUAUAUGUUAUUGCAACGACGAUUCCGGUUGGGUAGCAAAAACAUUAAUUCCGUGGUUGGACGAGAAAGAAAUUGAAUAUUUGUUUGAAGAUAAAAGCUUUCAGCCUGGCCGAGACAGCGCUGAUAACAUUAUGGACGCUAUAGAUUGUUCACGUCAAACUGUAUUUGUUGUGAGCUGUUCUUUCUUAGAACAGGAAUGGACAACGUUUACUUUGAGAUUAACAAAUGAAUAUUCUUAUCGCGAUGGACGACAGAACAUGAACAUAAUUAUUUUAUUGAACGAUAUAAAAAAGAGCGAGCUUCCAAAACUCGUCCGGAAGAACUGGGAUAUGAUACGUCCUUUACGUUGGCCAAACGAAAAUAAUACACCACCAGAAAAACUAACUGCAUUUCAGGAUCGGUUUUAGGAAAGAUUGGCAAAAUGCAUUCGACGAGGAAAGGACCACUUGAUGCCUACACGUGUGUCAGAGUCCUUCUUAUAAAUGCGUUAUAAUAUUUCGAUUUAAAGAAAUAAUUCUUGAUGUAUAUUGCAGUUGGAGUAAUAUGCGGCAAAGUAUAUACUGCUUAUUGUUUUCUGCUGCUAUAGCAACCAGUGAGAGUCAUUUGGUGUGUGUGUCCAAUUAUGAAUUAGUAAGAUACAUUGAUAGGAAUCUUUAUGACGAUACAGUAUUUUUUGUUUUAAACCGACAAUAACAUAAUGCAGAUAUUCUUGUGAAAGACAUUAUUUCCUCUUUAGA
Molecule: messenger RNA, 2677 nt
Organism: Pecten maximus
Lineage: Eukaryota; Metazoa; Mollusca; Bivalvia; Pectinida; Pectinidae
Product: toll-like receptor 8
Exons: 1
Coding region: 665-2347 (560 amino acids)
Biological process (GO): toll-like receptor signaling pathway; immune response
Cellular component (GO): membrane
Molecular function (GO): transmembrane signaling receptor activity
Source: RefSeq, a predicted model, not a curated record